Molecule: messenger RNA, 1359 nt
Organism: Echinostoma caproni
Lineage: Eukaryota; Metazoa; Platyhelminthes; Trematoda; Plagiorchiida; Echinostomatidae
Source: the annotation of a GenBank genome assembly
AUGGCCACCGUAGUCACAGCUACGAUUGGUGCAACCUCUGGCCUCCGCGCUGCCGAAAUGACCGAACACCACCGAACUGUAAUAUGUCCACAACUGGGCUGCGGGAAAACAUUCCGGGACACGGCCGCCAUGCGCAAACAUCUACACACACACGGUCCACGCGUCCACAUCUGUGGGGAAUGUGGUAAAGCCUUUGUGGAAUCUAGCAAACUUAAACGCCAUCAGUUGGUACAUACUGGCGAGAAACCCUAUCAAUGUACAUUCGAAGGUUGCGGCAAACGAUUUUCACUGGACUUCAAUCUGCGCACACAUCUGCGUAUUCACACGGGCGAUCGACCUUAUCCGUGUCCACAACCUGGCUGUAGUAAACGCUUUGCACAGUCAACCAAUCUGAAGUCACAUUUAGCCACACACAGUAAAGUUCGUUCACUCGCCACACCGAGUUUGAUGAAUGGAACUCACGCCAGGACACAUUCGCUUGCACAUUUACAGCGUCAUCAACAUCCCAAUAGGCCCCAGACCGCUCCCUCCACUGUGAUCCAGUCUCGCUUUGGUACUCCCCAAUUGACGGCUGGUAGUUUGGGCACCGGAACAUGUGUGGAUUCUCGUUCUCCGCGGAGCCUGACCAAUUUGGCUCGUCCUGUUUAUCACUCAUUCAGCUCAGACGAAGUUGAUACAGGCGCUCCGGAAAGUUUGUAUCCCAUGACGGAUGGUAACUGGUCAUUCCUGUCCAGUCCGCACACCUCCAUUGGAUCCAAUUCCUCUCCAGAUUCCGGUUUGUCGUUCCCAUCUACACCGCCCGGUCUGCUCUCCUUGACCACCAGUCCCGUCCCAGCUAGCCGACGCAUUCCGCUAAGAUCUCCAAUUGCCAGUGCUCCAAGUGGCAAUCCUCGAUCUUCCACAGCAAGUUCCCUUAUUUCCCUUGUAACGAACGCUUCCUCACGUCGACUCGAACAAGAUGUAAACUGCUCUGGGGACAAUCACGCUGGCUUAACAGUUUCUCUGGCAUUGCCCGUUGCAGUUCCAAACCGGUCCAUGCAGCCGAGUGACUCUGACUCUAUAAUGACUGUAAAACCCGACACGGAUGUUACACGUCGCAGUUCUCUGUUGAAUAAGCCGGAACGAUCUAAAGAUAGAACUCAGUCCCCUGACCGUCGAUCACACUUGCGCGGUCCUCGUCGCACACCAGCCCGUGUAAUUCCUUACCCUCCUACCUCCAACACUCACCAACAUACAAACCAUCAUCCUUCUCGGCCGUCAACCACUCGUUCCUACACAACGCGUGCCAAAACCCGCUUGCUUCAUAACGGGGCUGUGAACACUCGCAAACGAGCGGCUGUUCAGCUCAAAAAAUCAUAA